Molecule: messenger RNA, 1095 nt
Organism: Drosophila innubila
Lineage: Eukaryota; Metazoa; Arthropoda; Insecta; Diptera; Drosophilidae
Product: prenylated Rab acceptor protein 1
Exons: 3
Coding region: 353-937 (194 amino acids)
Cellular component (GO): Golgi apparatus
Source: RefSeq, a predicted model, not a curated record
GCCACAUCAGAGUAAGUUGUUGCUUUUUGUUGUGUGUUUAAACAAUAACAUCAGAUUAGGGUAUAAAUUUUGUAUAAUAAAUUAAUAGUAUGUGUUGAGAAAAUAGUAACAGCUUCUCGCUCGUCUGACCCCAUAUGCAGAAGCCAAUGUAAUUUAAACAAAAAUUCGUCAACUGUUGAACACGUCAGAUCAAUGUGCAGCAUCCGUCGCCGAUAAAAACAUUAACCAAUCGGAACCGGAGCAGAAUACUAUAUCAAGAAACAAACCAAUCUAAAGAAAGGCCACAAAAGAAGCGCAUUAAUCCAUAAAAUUAACGACGCGUCAUCAAAUUUCAGGAAAUAGACAUAUUAAAAUGUCGGAAACAAGCAUCGAUGUCAGCGGGGAGAUGGAGGUGCCGAAGCGUCCAGCUGGAGGUCAGAAUAAAUGGGACAUGCAAAAUCUGCCCACGCUACAAAAUCUGCCCUCACCCUUGGAAUUAAUACACACGAUACGUCAGUCGUUGCGACCAUGGACUGUGUUCUUCAACAUUAACAAUUUUAAGACCGCGGUCAGCAUGCAACGUCUCAAUAAUCGUGUUAUGCGCAAUCUAUCAUAUUUCCAGAGCAACUAUAUAUUCGUCUUCAUAGUGCUGAUGAUCUACUGUCUGAUAACAUCACCACUUACUUUGUUCGUGGUUGCAGGCGUCGCCUAUGGUUGCCACAAGAUUCGCUCAAUGAAUUCAAAUUUCACGCUAUUGGGACACUCGAUAUCACCGAAGCAGCAAAUUGUAGGACUUAAUUUGUGCGCAGCGCCUCUGCUGUUUCUGGUUGGAGCUGGUGCCGUGCUCUUUUGGACACUGGGAGCUUCCUGCUUUGUCAUCUUCAUGCAUGCAGUAUUCUACAAUAUUGAUGCCAUAGUAACGGAGGAGAACGAGGGAUUCCUAUCGCAGGUUGUCUAAAUCGGACUACAUGAAUCUGUUGCCGCACAGGGGCCUUAUUAGAAGAUAAGAUGCAAUAUAUUUAUAUACCGAAACCGAUAUUUAGUUAAGUAUUAUCAAUAACGAGCACGUUGUGAAAGACGUGGCAACGAAAAUAUACAACAACAACAAACACGAUU